AUGGUUCUUAAAGUUGGUAUUAACGGUUUCGGUCGUAUCGGUCGUAUUGUUCUUCGUGCUUCCUUGGAACGCGAUAAUGUUCAAGUUGUUGCUAUCAACGACCCUUUCAUUCCUCUCGACUACAUGGUCUACAUGUUCAAGUAUGACUCCGUUCACGGUCGCUUCAAGGGUACCGUUGAACACAAGAAUGGUAAGCUCAUCGUCAACGGCAAGGAAAUCGCUGUCUCUGCCGAACGCGAUCCCGCUCAAAUUCCUUGGGGUCAAGCUGGUGCUGACUUUGUUGUUGAAUCCACUGGUGUCUUCACUACCACCGAAAAGGCUGCUGCUCACUUGAAGGGUGGUGCCAAGAAGGUCGUCAUCUCUGCUCCUUCUGCUGAUGCCCCCAUGUUCGUCUGUGGUGUCAACCUCGAUGCUUACAAGUCUGAAUACCAAGUCAUCUCCAACGCUUCUUGCACCACCAACUGUUUGGCUCCUCUUGCCAAGGUCAUCCACGACAAGUUCGGUAUUGUUGAAGGUUUGAUGACCACCGUUCACGCUACUACUGCCACACAAAAGACCGUCGAUGGUCCCUCUAACAAGGACUGGAGAGGUGGUCGUGGUGCUGGCGCCAACAUCAUUCCUUCCUCCACUGGUGCUGCCAAGGCUGUCGGUAAGGUUAUCCCUGAACUCAACGGUAAGUUGACCGGUAUGGCUUUCCGUGUUCCUACUCCCGAUGUCUCCGUCGUUGACUUGACCGUCCGUUUGGAAAAGGGCGCCUCUUAUGAAGAAAUCAAGGAAGCCAUCAAGAAGGCCUCCGAAAACGAAUUGAAGGGUAUCCUCGAAUACACCGAUGAUGCUGUUGUCUCUACUGACUUUGUUGGUUCUACUGCCUCUUCCGUCUUUGAUGCCGCUGCCGGUAUUGCCCUCAACCCCAACUUUGUCAAGCUUGUCUCUUGGUAUGAUAACGAAAUGGGUUACUCCAACAGAGUUGUCGAUCUUCUCAUCCACGCUGCUAAGGUCGAUGGUGUCUUGGCUUAA
Messenger RNA from Rhizopus microsporus ATCC 52813, 1017 nucleotides. Its product is annotated as glyceraldehyde-3-phosphate dehydrogenase 3. The coding region runs from base 1 to 1017 and encodes 338 amino acids. Lineage: Eukaryota; Fungi; Mucoromycota; Mucoromycetes; Mucorales; Rhizopodaceae. Gene Ontology annotation, molecular function: oxidoreductase activity, acting on the aldehyde or oxo group of donors, NAD or NADP as acceptor; NADP binding; NAD binding. The record is from RefSeq and is a predicted model, not a curated record. The transcript is spliced from 3 exons. Gene Ontology annotation, biological process: glucose metabolic process.